Messenger RNA from Paramecium tetraurelia, 633 nucleotides. RefSeq lists its product as uncharacterized. The record is from RefSeq and is a predicted model, not a curated record. Lineage: Eukaryota; Ciliophora; Oligohymenophorea; Peniculida; Parameciidae. The transcript has 2 exons.
AUGAAAAUUCAUAACACUUGGUUUGCUUAAGCCACAUAUUUAGGAAUUCUUGGUGCAUUAGUUUUUGCUACAACAAGGUUUACAAGUAGCCAAAGUUUAACAUCUUUGAGAUUUCAUGAUAUCAAUUAAAAUAAUCUAACAAUAUAUUCACUUUUGAUUUAUGCAAGCUCUUAUUAUAUUGAUUCAACUUAUAUUUUUUCAUUUUAUAAGCAUAGACUCCAUUUAUAAUUUACAAGACUUUCUAAUAUAAUUAAGAGAUAUUAAUUCAAGUUCAUUAAUUUAUUCAAAUAGUUAAAUCAAAAUCAACCUAAGAAGUUUCAGAAAAACAAGAAGAGAAUUGUUAUAAAUCUAAAUAUUAUCAUUCUAAUUUAAAUAGCAAUCUCAUAUAUAAUAUAUGCUGGACAAUUCUUAGCUUAAAGAGCUUCAUUUAUUGAGAUAUCAUUUAUAAAUUGUAGACUAAAUAAAUAAUUUUUAGUAUAGAAAUAUUUAAACAGUCUCAAUUCAUUUAUAUUCUAUACUAAAAUUAUAUUAUUUGAAUAAAAUACCUUCAAUCAUCUAGUUAUUUAAUCAAAAACUCUUGCUUAAGUAGUAGUUAAAGGUUCUUUAUCCUAAUUAUGCAUGCAGCAUUUUUGA